AUGGCUUCCCUGGGACAGCUUCCAACCGAAAUUCUUCAAAUGAUUGCCACGCAAAUAUACUCACAGAAUGACCUCCUACACCUGAUCUACAGCUCCCGAAAGAUGUGCAAUUUGCUACUCCCAAUUCUGUAUUCCCAGGUUCGCCUCUGCGACUGCCAUUUUGAUAUUCAAACCGUGGUCCCAUUCCUCAUUACCAUUCUACGCUAUCCGGAGUUAGCAAAGGCAGUCCAGCACUUAGAUCUGAAUGAUUGGAGAUAUUCCCCAUGGGAUCCACGCAUUCAACCUCGAUUUGAUUAUGAGGACCACCAUAAAAGGCUCCUUAAGAAGGCCGAUCUCGGCGUCCGCUACUCUUGCGAAGAGGAGCAGUUGCUAUUCCAAGGCCUAGAAAUGGGGGACUCCGACGCCUGGCUCGCUGUUCUGAUUCCACAGCUCACCAGCUUGAAAAGCCUUAGGAUAGCCUGGCCCUAUGAGGAGAAUAAAGUCAACACGAUGUUCGCCAAAGCAGCCGAGGAUGGCGGUCGUUUAUUUCCUCAUCUCCAAGAAGUAAAGGCCGGACAUUGCGACAUAGAAGGCUAUCUCGAUACAGACUACCUGGAUCCAUUUUUCAAGUUCCCAGCUAUGCGCAGAGUGGUCGGAGUCAUGGUCGCAGAGGAUGAAGAGGAUAAUGCCCCAGAGCCUCCUUCUCAGCGUUAUUCCGGAGUCGAAAAAAUCGAGCUCGUGAUGAGUAACACCGUAUAUGGAUUCCCUGUUUGGAUCCAGUCUUGCAUGGCGCUGAGAUCAUUCCACCUCGACAUUGGUGGGCCAUCGAUCAGUGAUGUUUCGAUCCAGUCUGAUCCUCUCCGCGAGUCGCUCUCAUAUCACAAGACGACGUUAGAGACGCUCUGGAUUCGGACGGACGAGGAAGCUGAUCGUGACGAGGACGAGGGGUGGAUUGGGUCUUUUGCCGAUUUUUCCGCCUUGAGGAUGUUGCAGAUCCCUUUUAAAAUGCUGAUUGACUUUGAUCCGGAGACUGGGACAAAUCAAGAGCUGAGAGAGUUGUUGCCGCCAACUUUGACGUUUUUGUAUCUAUGCCAAUGUGACCCUGACCUGGUUGUUUUGGCUAUUGAACAAAUCGAGGCCCUAUUGGACUCACGAUGUCUACCCAAGCUUGUUUCGUUGGGCCUUGAAUGUAGCAGGCCUAAAAAAUCAAUACGGCCUAGAAUGGAUUUGCUCACUUCAAGGUGUAAAGAGAUGGGUAUUGCCUUUGUCAACUUACCUCCUAGCCAGCGGGAGACUUGGUACUAUCUGGGAAGGAAUUGGCCUAGUCAUGGUUACUAUAGUUGA
Molecule: messenger RNA, 1323 nt
Organism: Penicillium nucicola
Lineage: Eukaryota; Fungi; Ascomycota; Eurotiomycetes; Eurotiales; Aspergillaceae
Exons: 1
Coding region: 1-1323 (440 amino acids)
Source: RefSeq, a predicted model, not a curated record